GAGGAGCCAGGGGAGGGUGAGCCUCUGUUUUGCUCUGCUGAGGAGUCCUUGACGGCAGUUUCCCAUCACCUGGAGGGGCAGUGACCUCAUCUCUGGGUACCUCCGCCUGAGAUGAAUCUGCCCUCAAGUCUGGGGUGAGGUGGGGAGGGGUGCCUGGCUCCGCUCCAGAUGGGCCACAGAGGCGAAGGGGCAGAGCCAACCCACCCCAGACCACGGGCAGCUAAGACAGACAGACACGUGGAAGCCAGGAAGGACCAGCAUCAAAACAUUUACCCUGUGUUCAGAGUCCCGUGGGACGGGAGCGCGCACGCGCACACGCACACACACACACACACGGAACAGUGUGCACACACGCACACGGAACAGUGUCCGCACACACGCUUGCACACAGACCACUCCGCGGCUCUUGUCUCUGGAGGCAGGCGAGCACAGACACCUUCCUAACGAUAACACGUGAGCGCUUAGAAGUGCAAAACACCCCCAAGUUCAGCAAGCAGUCGGCCUCACUUACACCCCGCCAGGCCCUCUCCCAAAGUCAUCAGACAUUCACACGCAAAAGACCCAUGCACAGACUCGUCGCCAGGACCCCUAGAUGCAGGGAUACUGAGGGAGAAAGGCCCCUCACAAAGGAAAGCCUCCUUCCCCAACGACGCUGUUAUCUGCAGCUGCUAGCCUCAGUUUCCCCUCCUGAGAUCGAAGGCCAGGCCCCCCACACAGAGGAAAGCUGGGACCCAGGCAGCCAACCCAGACCAGGAAUGGAGGGCCUGUCUGGGAGCGGGCGGGGUACACAGAGGGCAGGGCCCCAAAGAGGCCCGUGGGGGCCUGGCCAGGGGUGGGGGAGGCCGAGGGCAGGGAUCCCGUCUGGCCAGUUGGGCCUGUUCUUUCCUUGCGCAAGGUGGUGGCUGGUGGCGGCUGUGGCUGGGCCUGCUGCUCUGUGGCGGCAUCUGAAUCACCAGGGCUCCUGACCAGCGUCCUGUGCUCCCGGGAGGAGGGGUGGGGACGGUCAGAGGGAGGAGUGCCCAGCCAGGAGAGUCCACCAGCCUCGGCGAACAGUUCGAAGCAGAAGGGUCCGUGGGCUUGGCCCGGCCUGGCAACUACAUGCCCGCGGGGUGACCUCACCAGGCGGGCGGCGUGUCUCCUUCGCUCUGGUGACAUCAUCAUGCUGACGCCAGGCGGGCACUGGGUGGGGGAGAGAGGCCGCUGCCGGGCGGGCGAGCUGGAGACCUCGGACCCGGUGACCGUGGUGCUGGGCCAGGACGCCAAGCUGCCCUGCUUCUAUCGAGGGGAGCCCGGCGAGCAGGUGGGGCAGGUGGCGUGGGCUCGGGUGGACGCGGGCGAGGGCGCCCGGGAGCUCGCGCUGCUGCACUCCAAGUACGGGCUGCACGUGAGCGCGGCCUACGAGGGCCGCGUGGAGCAGCCGCCGCCUCCACGCAGCCCCCUGGACGGCGCCGUGCUCCUGCGCAACGCGGUGCAGGCCGACGAGGGCGAGUACGAGUGUCGCGUCAGCACCUUCCCCGCAGGCAGCUUCCAGACGCGGCUGCGGCUCCGCGUGCUGGUGCCUCCCCUGCCCUCCCUGAACCCUGGUCCGGCUCUAGAAGAAGGCCAGGGCCUGACGCUGGCAGCCUCCUGCACAGCAGAGGGCAGCCCAGCCCCCAGCGUGACCUGGGACACAGAGGUCAAGGGCACCGCGACCAGCCGCUCCUUCAAGCACUCCCGCUCAGCUGCUGUCACUUCGGAGUUCCACCUGGUGCCCAGCCGCAGCAUGAAUGGGCAGCCACUCACCUGCGUGGUGUCCCAUCCGGGCCUGCUGCAGGACCAAAGGAUCACCCACAUCCUCCAAGUGGCCUUCCUCACCGAGGCCUCUGUGAGGGGCCUCGAAGACCAAAAGCUGUGGCAGGUGGGCAGAGAAGGGGCUACCCUCAAGUGCCUGAGCGAGGGAUACCCUUCUCCCUCGUACAACUGGACACGGUUGGACGGGCCUCUGCCCAGCGGGGUGCGAGCGGAAGGGGACACUCUGGGCUUUCCUCCGCUGACCCCCGAGCACAGCGGCAUCUACGUGUGCCACGUCAGCAACGAGCUCUCUUCGAGGGAUUCCCGGGUCACUGUGGACAUCCUUGACCCGCAGGAGGCCCCCGGGAAGCAGGUGAACCUGGUGUCGGCCUCAGUGGUGGUGGUGGGCGUGAUCGCCGCACUCUUGUUCCUCCUGCUGGUGGUGGUGGUGGUGCUCAUGUCCCGGUACCACCGGCGCAAGGCUCAGCAGAUGACCCAGAAAUAUGAGGAGGAGCUGACCCUGACCCGGGAGAACUCCAUCCGGAGGCUGCACUCCCAUCACUCGGACCCCAGGAGCCAGCCGGAGGAGAGUGUAGGGCUGAGAGCCGAGGGCCACCCCGAUAGUCUCAAGGACAACAGUAGCUGCUCUGUGAUGAGCGAAGAGCCGGAGGGCCGUAGUUACUCGACGUUGACCACGGUGAGGGAGAUUGAAACCCAGACUGAACUGCUGUCUCCAGGCUCCGGGCGGGCAGAGGAGGAGGAAGAUCGGGACGAAGGCAUCAAACAGGCCAUGAACCAUUUCGUCCAAGAGAACGGGACCCUGCGGGCCAAACCCACGGGCAAUGGCAUCUACAUCAAUGGGCGGGGGCAUCUGGUCUGACCCAGGCCUGCCUCCGUCCCCUAAGCCUGGCUCCUUCUGCUGACCUGGGGAUUUCUGUUCGGGGAGAGGGGGCUCUCUAAACACCCUAUUUCUUCAGGAAGAUGCUCCCCAUCCCGACUGCUCUACCUUUUCCUCCAGCCCCUCUGUUCGACCAAGGUGGGGGGGGGGCUCUGCUGGUUGAGUCCUUCCCUGUUGUGUGUGUGUGUGUGUGUGUGUGUGUGUGCAUGCACGCAGAUCACCGUGUGCAUGUGUGAGCGUUCGCUGACCUUGUGCGUGUGCGGGGGUGAUGUGCCCGUGCUUCAUGUCAGCGUCCAAGUGAACUGCGGUGGGUUUGCUGGCGCGUCGUGUGGCUGCGUGACCUCUACCCGUAAGCACAGGUUAUCUCCUCGGACCCCAGAGCAGUAUUAAUGACGCAGAGGUUGGAGGCGAGAGGUGGAGACGGUGGGCCAGACCCAGGUGCACAGGCCGGAGCUGGAUUCUGGCCUCCUCUGAGUUGGGGAGCUGGGCUCCCUCCACUUGAAAGCCAGCGGGGGCAAGUGUGAACGGCCAGCUCAGGGGCCUGCCAGGCUAACCCUGUUCAGGAAGAAGCCCCUGGCCCUCUGGUGGCCUCUGGUGGCCUCUGGGCCCUGCUGCACCUGCCUAUUUUCUAUAAAUAGACCUGUUGGGGGAGUUUCUGUAGGGAAUACUGCUCCGAAUACUUUAAUACGAGACACAAAAAUUUGAAUUUCUUUCAAAUUGUCUUUGAAAGAAAAUUUGUGCUGCCUCUGGAUGUUUGUUAUUGCUUGGACGGCUUGGAGUAUGAUUAGCCGACAACCCUGGGAGUCAGCCACUGGUCAGCCACCUCCCUCCCGAGAGACUGUGCUCAGACCCCAGCAGGGGGCCAACGCCCAUGGUUCUGAAAGGUGUUCCUGCUAAGACACUUUAAUUUAGGCAGCCUCUUGGGAGGGAGCCUGGAGUUGUGGAGUCUGAGUCAACGGUGUGAGCCCCUCGGUCAGGGGCUGCAGGAGGACAGGGUGGGGUCCCUGGCCCUAGAGGCUCCCCGGUCCCUUCCCUACUGCGUCUUUUUUCUUAGUUGCGUCCCCAGUUGUUUGUGGUCCCUUGGGGGGGGGUGCGGGGACUGGGUGACAAGGGCUCCUGGUUCACAGGUGGUGUGAGGGAGGAAGGGUCGUGAUUACAGACCAGGGGAGGGGGGGGUCAGGUGGGGCAAAGCUGCCGCUGGAGGCAAGAAUGUCUCCUUUCCCCCAGGGAACUCUGGGUCACUAGCUUGGGGCUCUUUUGGCAGUGUGUGUGUGGGGGGUGCUGGGGUUAGAUACGGUCCACCGCUGCCUUGCCCACCCGAAACACACUCGGCCAGAAUGCCAAGAUUUUGUACCCAAACCCCACUUGGCCCGAAAACAGCUGGAUUUCACCCCCUGCUCCCUGGCCAGCUCAGGACUUUGGAUGUGGAGCCCAAAGAUCUGGGGUCCUAGUGUGUACAUUUUGUGUAAAUAUGUGCAUAUUUGUAUAUAAAAUGAUAUUCUGUUUUUAAAUAAACAGAUAAAAGCUG
Messenger RNA from Prionailurus viverrinus (fishing cat), 4196 nucleotides. RefSeq names its product nectin cell adhesion molecule 4 (gene NECTIN4). Gene Ontology annotation, cellular component: adherens junction. The record is from RefSeq and is a predicted model, not a curated record. The transcript is spliced from 9 exons. Gene Ontology annotation, biological process: heterophilic cell-cell adhesion; homophilic cell-cell adhesion; symbiont entry into host cell. The coding region runs from base 1160 to 2650 and encodes 496 amino acids. NCBI's taxonomy places the organism in Eukaryota, Metazoa, Chordata, Mammalia, Carnivora, Felidae.